CACAAUCGCUUUUCUUCCCGCCGACAUAGAGUCAGAAACAGCACUUCGAUCUCAUUGAGGUUACCGAAGACACUGAGCACUGCUUGAUUCAUGCUCUGAAUGCUCUUCAGGCCACAAUCGCGCCAAUUCUCUGCUCUAGCAAGUCUACAGAAAUUCCAAGUUCAAGUGCGGAAGAGGACCCCAAUCAUGGCGACCGACUACAAGACCUCCAAGGGUCAAGUCUUCGACAGAGAUACAUUCGAGUCCUGGAACAAGCGCAAGAAUUUCUACUGGCAAUCGUUUGAGCCAUAUGGUGCCACGAAAGGUCUGUUCGAUUAUGGCGUCGCUGAGCCUCUCGAAUAUGAAAUUCUCAACAUCUGGAGAGAUCACUUCAUUCGCAGCGAGAAGAUGAUCUCACUCAAGACUUCCAUGCUCACUCCAUACAAGGUGCUCAAGACAUCCGGCCACGUCGACAAGUUUGCAGACUUCAUGUGCAAGGAUCCCAAGAGUGGUGAAAUCCUGCGAACAGACCACUUGAUCAAGGAUGUCAUUGAAACGCGCCUGAAGGGGGACCGAGAGGCCCGUGGCGAGAAAGUUGAAGAAGUGGAUGAUCCCAAGAAAAAGAAGAAGGCCUCCAAGGUUGCAAAGACCGCUGUGAAGCUCGAUGAUGCGGUAAUUAAGGAGUACGAGCAUCUCCUUGCCACACUUGAUGAUUGCCAACAGGCAGACUUUGCCAACAUUAUCAAGAAACACGAUAUCCGCAAUCCCACUACUGGCAACGAGGUUGAGCCUCCCGUGCCUGUAAACUUGAUGUUCUCCACUGAGAUUGGUGCAUCUGGCAAAGAGCCUGCAUUCCUGCGUCCCGAGACCGCUCAAGCGCAAUUUCUGGCAUUUCCAAAACUCGUCGAAAUGACUGGUGGCCGCCUGCCAUUUGCAUCCGCAUGCAUCGGAUACUCCUUCCGUAACGAGCUUUCGCCACGUUCUGGUCUUUUGCGGGUUCGAGAAUUCUUGAUGGCAGAAAUCGAGCACUUUGUCGAUCCUGAAGGUGGCAAGAAGCACCCCAAGUUCAGUCGUGUCCGUGAUGUCAAGCUUCCACUGCUUGCUCGGGAUGUACAACAGUCCGGCGGCUCCACGCCUACUGAGAUGACUGUUGGUGAAGCGGUGGAGAAGAAGGUCAUCGAUAACGAGACACUCGGUUACUUUCUCGUGCGAAUCAUGCAGUUCAUGCAGAAGAUUGGCAUUGACAUGAACAAGCUGCGCUUUAGACAACACAUGGAGAACGAGAUGGCCCACUACGCUGCCGACUGCUGGGACUGUGAGCUUCUCAACUCAUAUGGCUGGACUGAGUGUGUCGGCUGCGCUGAUCGUAGUGCAUUUGACUUGAGUGUGCACCAGAAGGCCACUGGAGCCAAGUUACAGAUUCAGGAAGAGUUACCGGAGCCUGUAAAGUCCACUGAGUGGGUGGCCCAAUUGAACAAGAAGACUUCUGGCCCUAUUUUCAAGAAGGAUGCUGGCAAGGUGCAGUCUGCACUGGACGCACUGUCGCAGGAGCUGAGGGAGAAACUCAGUAUCAGCCUGAAGGAAGCUGGUAAAGUGGAGGUUGAUGUUCCUGAAAUGGGCAAAAAGGUUGAACUGGGCAACGAUCUCGUCAAGAUCGAACAAGAAACAACAACCAAGACCACACGCGAGUUUGUGCCCAACGUGAUCGAGCCAUCAUUUGGUAUCGGCCGCAUACUGUACAGCUUGCUCGAGCACGUGUGGUGGACGCGUGAAGGAGACGCUGCUCGUGCUGUCAUGUCCUUCAAGCCAUCUGUUGCUCCCACCAAAGUACUUGUCGUUCCACUGCAAAAGGACGCACGCCUCACCCCAACCGUGCAAGCGCUCGAAGAGCGCCUCGACGAAGAAGCCAUCUCGUACGAACUCGAUCAGAGCGGUGUCAGUAUUGGCAAGCGCUACUCGCGCAACGACGAGGCCGGCAUACCAUUCGGAAUCACUGUUGAUUAUGAGAGUCUGGACGACAAGACCUUUACGCUGCGAGACCGUGACUCCACGAAGCAAGUUCGCGCCAGCUUGGACGAUCUCGUUGAUGCUAUUCACAAGAUGAUCAAGGGUAAAGAGACGUGGGCUGAUGUACAGAAGCGUUUGCCUGCAGUGGAGAGCAAGGAAGAGGACAAGGAGUAAGAUGCUCCGUUGACAGGUAUGCUCUGCUGGGGAGGAUUACUGUGGUGGGAACGAUACCAGGCGAGACACUGUACGAGAAAAGAGAGCUCCAUAGAGAAAACGAAAACCAUCAUGGCACAAUAUUGGCGUCGCCUCGCCAUCAGAGGGAGUACCAAAGGCCUCAAGUUAGUAGAAAGCGAAAUGCUUCAUCACGACGCUCAUGUCACACAGCAUGCCGAUUCUCAGAUCUGCGCGAGCGAGAUUGCAACCCGAAGUCUUACAGUGCUGCAAUGUGAUGAGGAGAGACAAUCGACGACGUGUUGUUUGGUCAGAGGUACCUACGUGCAAUGUCUGAUCCAGAGCAGCCUGGUUCCAAGCAGGUGGUGGCAUCGAGUCAUCAUUAUUAUGACAGCACAGCAUGAUGAUUUCCCAGUCCAUACAGCACAUGUAAACGUAGGUAGGUAUGUAGGGUGUUUCAGGAGUUCGCAGCAAUGCGGC
This is a messenger RNA of Sphaerulina musiva SO2202, 2637 nucleotides long. Its product is annotated as glycyl-tRNA synthetase. The transcript has a single exon. The record is from RefSeq and is a predicted model, not a curated record. Gene Ontology annotation, molecular function: glycine-tRNA ligase activity; ATP binding. Gene Ontology annotation, cellular component: cytoplasm; mitochondrion. Gene Ontology annotation, biological process: mitochondrial glycyl-tRNA aminoacylation. Bases 187 to 2160 code for a protein of 657 amino acids. NCBI's taxonomy places the organism in Eukaryota, Fungi, Ascomycota, Dothideomycetes, Mycosphaerellales, Mycosphaerellaceae.